AUGUCUAGGGGUGAAAGAUCGUUUUUAGCACAGCUCUGUUUUGGUAUACUUCCUUUGCGUAUUGAAACGGGACGAUAUAGACAUGAAACCGUAGACAGACGCAUUUGUAAAUUAUGUUCUUUAAAUGUAACAGAAGAUGAAAUACCGACAUUGAAAGCCAUGGAUGGUGCUAUAACUUAUCGUGAAACACUUGAUGCUAGGUUACAAAUACUUUAUCCAUCAAGACAACAGAUUGAAAGUUUUAUCAAGGAGCACCCUCCAAGAUUCACCAGUGGAGUCAAAGAACUAAUACAAAUACUACAUGAUAAAAGGAUUGAUGUUUAUCUUGUCUCAGGUGGUUUGUAUUCUAUAAUACAACCUAUGGCCAAAAUAUUAAAUAUACCAAUUAAAAACAUCUAUUGCAAUAAAUUGAAAUUUUACUUUGAUGGAGAGUAUGCUGGAUUUGAUGAUGAUCAGCCCACAUCCAGAGAAGGAGGAAAGCCAGAAGUUGUUGGUCUAUUGAAGAAAAAAUAUGGAUACAAGAAUCUUGUUAUGAUUGGAGAUGGUGCAACAGAUUUAGAAGCCUGUCCUCCAGCUGAUGCAUUCAUCGGCUUUGGUGGAAACCAGAUCAGACCAAAAGUCCGGGAACAAGCAAAAUGGUUUGCCACCAACUUUGCUGAAUUAACUGAAGCCCUCCGAGAGUAA
Messenger RNA from Saccoglossus kowalevskii, 684 nucleotides. Its product is annotated as phosphoserine phosphatase-like. Gene Ontology annotation, molecular function: magnesium ion binding; L-phosphoserine phosphatase activity. The record is from RefSeq and is a predicted model, not a curated record. Lineage: Eukaryota; Metazoa; Hemichordata; Enteropneusta; Harrimaniidae. Gene Ontology annotation, biological process: L-serine biosynthetic process; dephosphorylation. Gene Ontology annotation, cellular component: cytoplasm.